AUGUUUUUAAAAAGAAUUACUUUAUUUCCUCAAAAACAUUUUUAUUUCUGUUUUCGUCAACUACAUUUAAGUAAUAAAUUAGAAUAUGGACGUUAUCCAUAUUUUAAUAUUCACAAAAAUGUUACUGAUCCAAAGAGACAAGAUCCUGAUUAUUUUGAAAAGGAGGCGGAGAAAUUGCCUUUAGAUGCUCGAUAUAUCGAUCAAUUAAAGAAUCUUUGGGAGGAGAAAAUUGGAAGUGAACGGCAAUUAAUUUUUAAAGCCCAAGACAGUUUAAUUGGUAAUUCAACAGAUUAUGGACUUCCAAAAUUAAAUCUGGAUGAACCAAAACUUGAUUAUAAAGGAAUUGAUGCUUUAGAGACAGCACCUGAAAGUGUUAAGAAAAUAUUUAGUUUGGGGCAUGCAUCCUCGAGAGAAAUAAAUAUGGCUUGGAAAAUAGACGAAUUGGAUGGGAAGUCAUUACCUGCAAAAAUUGGUUGGGCAACCGCCACAAUCCGCAAUUGGAAUCGAGUUUAUGCUGAAUUUGAAGAGAAGCGUAAUACUUCUAAUCGAAAACUUAAAUUACCCCGAGCUACCUGGAUUUCUCAUCCAUUAUAUUUGUUAAUAAAUCAGCGAAGGAAAUGGUUAAGAUUAUUAAGAGAACAAAGUGAAGAAGACUUUCAACGUUGUAUUAAUGAAUUGAAAAUUUCUUAUAUUAUACAAAAGGAACCAGAACACGUGAAAACGAGAAAGGUUUGGUCUGAAGUACAACUUAAACGACGAAUUGCACUUGAAAAAGAAAAACAAUUAGAAGAACUUCACAUCCGGCUUAAAGAGAAUCGAGAAGAAAAAUUGCGUUCGAUUAAUGACGAAGCUAAUUUAUUAAAUAAAGAAUUAAACCAAAUAAAGGAAAGACUUCACCAAUUAAAUAUUAUUGAAAAGAAAACUGUUGCAAACAUUGUUGGAGAAUAUCAACCAAAUUAUGUAGGUGAAAUGACUGAAAUUGUUGACAAUUCAAAAUUAUUUGGUUAA
This is a messenger RNA of Meloidogyne enterolobii, 1008 nucleotides long. Lineage: Eukaryota; Metazoa; Nematoda; Chromadorea; Rhabditida; Meloidogynidae. The record is from the annotation of a GenBank genome assembly.